Molecule: messenger RNA, 957 nt
Organism: Leptopilina boulardi
Lineage: Eukaryota; Metazoa; Arthropoda; Insecta; Hymenoptera; Figitidae
Exons: 2
Coding region: 356-859 (167 amino acids)
Source: RefSeq, a predicted model, not a curated record
UAAAACAGAAAUAUGUUGAUGUUGAAAAAUUGCAAAGACAGAAAAUUCAUAAAUGAAAGAAUACGCCGACAACACAUUAAAAAUGUUUACACUAUUAAAAAAAAAAAUAUUAUUAAAAUGCAAAAAAAAAAAUUAGGAAAAAAUUUGAUACCAGUUGUCCUUGGAAUUAUUAAAAUUAGUCUCCUUUUUACAACUCUGGAAAUAUGAAUUUAUAUAUAUUGUGAAGAAGCAUUCAGUUUCAUUUGAUAAUUCUGUCGAGUUUCAUCACCUGGCUAUAUCUUUUAUUCGCAAUUUAAUUAUUAUAUCAAGAGAAAAUAACAUCAGUUCCAGGAAAAUUGCUUUCCUAUUAAUAAUUAUGAGGCAAUUACAAAUUGUUCUUGUGUCAUUUAUUAUUUGUCAAAUUCGAGCCGAAUUAAUUGAUUAUGCGACAAAUUCGACAACAUGUGAAGAUAAAAAUAUGUUGCCCUAUGCGCUGGAUGAAAAUUACACGACUUGGAUAUGCGAUUGUAUGAUAAAAUAUUUAUAUUUUCCGAAAACUGAUUCAUGUCACGCUCCAUACAGACAAGGACCAUGUCUUGUGGGACAAUAUUUAAUACUUUCGGAUAAUGAUAAUUUUGGAAAAUGUGAGGAAAAUCCAUGCUUCUAUGAUGGUCUUGUGCCUUUUAAGGGAGGCUGCCAUUCCCUUGGACAAUUUGGACCACCUUGCGAUAAAGACAAUCAAACUGCUCUAUUAGUUACUCUCGAUUUUAAAUUGAUUUGUUCGUAUCCUGUAUUUUUUGGAAUUAUAACUGCGCCUGGAAAAACAUGUCCAAUUGGCAGUCGACGAAUUGCUCUUGGAAUUUGUAAAAAAAUUUUGUAAUCGUAAAAAAAAAAUUACAAAAUUUUACAAUUGUCGUUUUUAUUUUAUUUAAGAAAAAACAAUUGUAAGUUCAGGAUAUACACUAGUGAAAUAUAUAA